GUCGCCGCGCCCCGCCCCGCCCGCGCGUCCGUCGCCGCAAGUCCCCCGCCGGCGGCCACCAUGAGCACAGGACUGCGAUACAAGAGCAAGCUGGCGACCCCAGAAGACAAGCAGGGGCUGCCACCUUUGUCUCCUCAUCUGAGCCAAGGAGGGAGGAGAUAGGGCCAUGGGCUGCAGCAAAGGAUCCCAGGUUUGCCCCUGACCUGCCCCACCCUGCUCCCAGGAUAUCGACAAGCAGUACGUGGGCUUCGCCACACUGCCCAACCAGGUGCACCGCAAGUCAGUGAAGAAGGGCUUCGACUUCACUCUCAUGGUGGCUGGUGAGUCAGGCUUGGGAAAGUCCACACUAGUCCAUAGCCUCUUCCUGACCGACCUGUACAAGGACCGGAAGCUGCUGAGUGCAGAGGAACGUAUCAACCAAACAGUAGAGAUCCUGAAGCACACUGUAGACAUUGAGGAGAAAGGGGUCAAGUUGAAACUCACCAUUGUGGACACGCCAGGCUUCGGGGAUGCUGUGAACAACUCUGAAUGCUGGAAGCCUAUCACUGACUAUGUGGACCAACAGUUUGAGCAGUAUUUCCGCGAUGAGAGUGGCCUCAACCGCAAGAACAUCCAAGACAAUAGGGUGCACUGCUGCCUGUACUUCAUCUCCCCCUUUGGGCAUGGGCUGCGCCCAGUGGAUGUGGGCUUUAUGAAGGCUCUGCAUGAGAAGGUGAACAUUGUGCCCCUCAUAGCUAAAGCUGACUGCCUGGUUCCCAGCGAGAUUCGGAAGCUGAAGGAGCGGAUCCGGGAGGAGAUUGACAAGUUUGGGAUCCAUGUGUACCAGUUUCCAGAAUGUGACUCUGAUGAAGAUGAGGACUUCAAGCAGCAGGACCGGGAACUGAAGGAGAGCGCGCCUUUCGCAGUUAUUGGUAGCAACACCGUGGUGGAAGCCAAGGGACAGCGGGUCCGGGGUCGACUUUACCCCUGGGGAAUCGUGGAGGUGGAAAAUCAGGCACACUGCGACUUUGUGAAGCUGCGAAACAUGCUCAUCCGCACUCACAUGCAUGACCUCAAAGACGUGACAUGCGACGUACACUAUGAGAACUACCGUGCGCACUGCAUCCAGCAGAUGACCAGUAAGCUGACACAAGACAGUCGCAUGGAGAGCCCCAUCCCAAUCCUCCCGCUGCCCACCCCUGAUGUGGAGACUGAGAAGCUCAUCAGGAUGAAGGAUGAGGAGCUGAGGCGCAUGCAGGAGAUGCUGCAGAAGAUGAAACAGCAAAUGCAAGACCAGUGACGCCUGGCCCACCCACGUGGCCACGAGUUGAAUACCCAUCUCCGGGUUGGCCCUCCUCCCCCCGGACCCCAGACUGGCCUGGACCCCACCCUAAACCCAGUGGCUCUGACUGGACUGUUCCCAACCUAGAGCCAGGAAACCACAGCCCCCGGAUGAUCUUAAUUUAUUCAGAAUCCACCCUUCCAGGUCCUAUUUGUAUCUGCUUCCAAGGGGCCUGGCCCACAACCCCUCCCCAGCCAGCUCCCUCUGGCCUUUGAGGGUGCAAGAGCUAAUGGGUACAGCUUCCAAGAUCUCCCUCCCCAGGUGACAGCUCCAGCAGGCCAAUAAACCAAGGAAGGGAGGUGCCAUGCCAGGGUUACUGGCCUAGUCACUCACCCAGUACCGCCGAGCGGACUUGGGAGCCCUCCUUCUGCCGGUUCCUAUUGUGUAUACUGUAUACUUACACCCUACUCUGUGCCUAGAUGGGCCAGAUUCUCCCCUGCCCCUCACCCACACAGUUUGGAACAAAAGCGGGCAGAGUUGGGUGGCUAAGGCCUUUGAGAAGCCCCCAGAUCUGGAGGCUGCUUGGAUGAGGGCGGAGCCAGAAUGUGACUGCCCAUGCCCCUAACCCACACUUUGGGCUGAUCUUCAGGGUUCCAGGGGCGGGUGAGGAAGGGCAACCCUAUGCUUAGACAGUCUUAAUCUGCCUAUUGCUAGACAUCCUCUCUUCCCAGGAGCACUGUCGCGCUGGGAUCCCAGCCCUUGACCUUUUCCAUCUCUCCAUCCACAAGAUCCCACCCCACACACUCCCAUGCUCCGUUUUGUUCAGUUGCGAAUGCCUAGUCCUGUCCUGGUGACAGGAGAACAAUGUUGGUGAACGUU
Messenger RNA from Jaculus jaculus (lesser Egyptian jerboa), 2140 nucleotides. RefSeq names its product septin 5 (gene Septin5). Gene Ontology annotation, cellular component: synaptic vesicle; cell division site; septin ring. NCBI's taxonomy places the organism in Eukaryota, Metazoa, Chordata, Mammalia, Rodentia, Dipodidae. The record is from RefSeq and is a predicted model, not a curated record. The transcript is spliced from 12 exons. Bases 311 to 1279 code for a protein of 322 amino acids. Gene Ontology annotation, molecular function: molecular adaptor activity; GTP binding; GTPase activity. Gene Ontology annotation, biological process: cytoskeleton-dependent cytokinesis; regulation of exocytosis.